ACCUUUUUCAGCUUCCCAAGUUGAAAGCUCCUAUCGUCUCCCAGCAUCAUCAUCUUCUUCCCUUUCCUACGAUAAAGCUAGGCCUCUGCUUUCCUAACUCGGAGAGAGAGAGAGAGAGAGAGAGUCUCUUCUCUCGCAGAUAUCGAUUUUGGCAAGGUUGAUGUAACAUGUCCUUUCAUCAAGAGGACGAAAUCGAGUACAUGGCUGAUGAGGGUGAAAUGGCUGAUGUUGUGGAUGAGAUGGACGGAGAAUUUUAUGGUCGGGGGAGCUCGGAGCCUGAUGAUGAGUAUGAUAUUCUCACUAGAGUGACAGAUACAUCAUCUGCUCAAGCCCGGAGAGGAAAGGAUAUUCAGGGAAUCCCAUGGGAUAGAUUGAACAUAACUAGGGAAACAUACAGACAGACCAGGCUGGAACAAUACAAGAAUUAUGAGAAUGUCCCUUUGUCUGGGGAGGUCAUUGACAAGGAAUGCAUGCAAAAGGAAAAAGGCGGCAGUUAUUAUGAGUUCCGCCACAACACAAGAACUGUGAAACCCACGAUUCUUCACUUUCAGCUUAGAAACUUGGUGUGGGCCACCUCAAAGCAUGAUGUCUAUCUCAUGUCAAACUAUUCUAUCAUUCACUGGUCGUCAUUAUCUUGCAAUUCAUCAGAAGUUGUCAAUUUUUCGGGGCAUGUGGCACCUUCUGAGAAACACCCGGGAAGUUUGUUAGAAGGUUUUAUACAAACCCAAAUUAGCACACUUGCAGUCAAGGACAAUUUGCUAGUUGCUGGGGGCUUCCAAGGAGAACUUAUUUGUAAGCGUUUGGAUCAACGGGGAGUCAACUUCUGUGCAAGGACAACCUUUGAUGAUAAUGCGAUCACAAAUGCUAUUGAGAUAUAUGACAGUUCAAGCGGUAGCAUCCAUUUCAUGACAUCAAAUAAUGACUGUGGUGUGCGAGAAUUCAAUGUGGAGAGGUUUCAGCUUCUGAAUCACUUCCGGUUCCAGUGGCCUGUGAAUCACACAUCUGUGAGUCCAGACGGUAAGCUAUUGGCAGUUGUCGGAGAUAACCUUGAUGGGUUGCUUGUGGAUUCCCAAAAUGGAAAGAUGGUCGCUUCUUUGGUGGGUCAUCUGGAUUAUUCGUUUGCUUCGGCAUGGCACCCAGACGGUCGUACGUUUGCUACAGGAAAUCAGGACAAGACAUGUCGAGUGUGGGAUGUCAGGAAUCUAUCAUCACCUGUCGCUAUUCUCAAGGGAAACAUGGGCGCUGUUCGAUCCAUCCAUUACUCUUCAGAUGGGCGGUUCUUGACGGUGGCAGAACCUGCAGAUUUUGUACACAUUUAUGAUGCCAAAGUGGAUUACAAGAAGCGUCAAGAAAUCGAUUUCUUUGGGGAGAUUUCUGGGGUGUCUCUUAGUCCAGACGAUGAGUCAAUCUUCAUUGGUGUGUGGGACCGGACUUAUGCCAGUUUGCUUCAGUAUAGUAGAAGGCAUGCAUAUGGUUAUCUUGAUUCCUAUGUAUGAUUGGAGGCUGUGUUUCCCGUUCGUUUUCAUUUUGAAUGACUGACUCCACCGCCCAAGAAAGCACAACCAUCUCUGAUUCAAUAACGAUGUUUGCGUCUGCUGGUUGAGAUGCGCUAUAAAUAGCAAUGGUUACGAACAUACAUACUUGUACAGUAAAGAUGCGUCUUUAUGGCUGUAGAGCAUGGAAAAAUCUUCUGUGGUAUGGGAUUUUGGAGAAGCUGAAGCUUUUCAACUUGUAUGGAAGAAGCAAAGCUGCUUGGCGGUCAGUUUUUGGUUCUUUCUUUCUCAAUCUUCGGGGAAGGCAACUGUCUAAAAUGUCAUGGACCAAACAAUUGUGGUAUCUUGAGGCUGUUUCAAUUCUUGCAUCAGCAAUUUUGAAAUAAUAUUUGGUAGAUCAAGUAAUAGAAUCAGGAAUUCUUGCACUGUUAAGCAAAUGUUUUUAGUAUAAUAUCCAUCUGAAUGUCC
Magnolia sinica is the source of this 1961-nucleotide messenger RNA. RefSeq lists its product as uncharacterized. The record is from RefSeq and is a predicted model, not a curated record. NCBI's taxonomy places the organism in Eukaryota, Viridiplantae, Streptophyta, Magnoliopsida, Magnoliales, Magnoliaceae. The coding region runs from base 168 to 1496 and encodes 442 amino acids. The transcript is spliced from 10 exons. Gene Ontology annotation, molecular function: protein binding.